Molecule: messenger RNA, 2415 nt
Organism: Grus americana (Whooping crane)
Lineage: Eukaryota; Metazoa; Chordata; Aves; Gruiformes; Gruidae
Product: serine/arginine-rich splicing factor 5-like
Exons: 10
Coding region: 272-1183 (303 amino acids)
Cellular component (GO): nucleus; cytoplasm; ribonucleoprotein complex
Molecular function (GO): mRNA binding
Source: RefSeq, a predicted model, not a curated record
CGCAGCAUCCGUUGGGGGCGCGCGGCGGUGUUGGUCUCUCGUAGGAACAAGGCAGCCAUUGCCGCCGCGGCCUGGAAGAGCCGUUUCCUCGCGGCCCGCAGGACUCAGCGUUCGGCGACGGGAUGGCUGGGAGCCGUCGGGGCUUGAAGCAUCAACCUUAAGAUGAGUGGCUGCCGUGUUUUUGUUGGACACUUAAGCUCACGUGCUCGGGAACGGGAUGUGGAGAAAUUCUUCAAAGGAUAUGGACGUAUACGAGAAAUCCAUCUAAAAAAUGGAUUUGGAUUUGUGGUUUUGGAAGACUCUGUCUGGAUCCCCUCUGAGCUGCCUUUUCUUCAGGCUGAACAAACACGGCGCUCUCAACCCUUCUUUGUUCUCCAACCUUCUGAUCAGUUUUGGUGGCCCUCUGCUGGUCCUGCUCCAGUCUUUCAGUGUCCGUCUUGAGCUGGACGGAUCAAAACUGGACACAGUGUUCCAGGAAUUUGAAGACCACAGGGAUGCUGAUGAUGCAAUUUAUGAACUAAAUGGUAAAGAGUUGUGUGAUGAAAGGGUUACAAUUGAGCAUGCUCGAGCCCGAAGAGGAAGGGGCAGAUUCCCACAACGGUUCAGUUAUUACCAGUCGCAGAGUGGAUCUAGCCGGUAUGGACCUCCUGUUCGUACUGAACACAGGAUCAUAGUUGAAAACCUUUCAUCCCGUAUCAGCUGGCAGGACUUGAAAGAUGUCAUGAGAAAGGCAGGGGAGGUGACCUAUGUGGAUGCACACAGAAACAACAGGAAUGAAGGGGUUGUGGAAUUUGCAUCUUACAGUGAUAUGAAGAGCGCACUGGAAAAAUUGGAUGGCACUGAGCUGAAUGGACGCAGAAUUAAACUGACUGAAGAUCACAGAAGGCAUAGAAGCAGAUCUCGAUCAAGGAGUUACUCAAGAUCUCGCAGCAGGUCCAGGUCUACAGGAUCUUCCAGAUCGGACAGCCGGUCCAGGUCCAGGUCAAGAUCAAGGUCCAGAUCCCGGUCCCGAUCUCGAUCCCGGUCCCGAUCUCGAUCCCGGUCUCGUUCUCGCAGUCGUACACCUAAAAAAAGUUACUCGCAGAAAAGCCACCGCUCCAGCUUGUUAGCUUCUUCCCCGUCUCCCUCUUCUUCUAAAAGAAAAUCUCGUUCUAGGUCGAGCUCUGCUCAUAGCCGUAGUUAACCUGCUCUUAGAGAUGUAUUAAUGCAUUUAAUUUGAUUCAAGUUUCUUGAAGACUUGAAGACAAAUUAUACAUGAGAACUGGGAGGGGAAGAGUUAACGUGAUGAAAGGGUAACCUCCUCUUAAGUUGCCAAAGUGCCUGUCAUCAAAUAGGCCACUCUGUGAGGAGGGGCUGCUAGCUUUCUCCUUUCAGUGAAGUCUGGAGUGGGAAGUCUUUAUUUUUUUUUCUGUGCUAUUAGUAAACAUUUCUAUCAUAGAUAUAUUAUGUACACAUAAUGCUGAGGUAAUGGGAUGAGACAAUACGCUGCUUUCUCCCUCUCCUGCCCCCCACUUUCCCCUCCACCUCCAAGGCCUUCGACUUCCAAAAUACUAUGUUAGCUUUUGUCCUUGGUAUUAAGUCCGAGAACAGGAAGUAUAGAUUUUAUUCCUUUAAGGUUCUGUGGCUACUUUUCUGUGUGAGAAUGAAUGGACCAGCUGAAUUUAGUUUAGAGUUCACUCCCCCCCCCCCAUUGCUUGGCUUAACAGGCUGUUUAAGUUCCAGCUUUAAAUGACCUUGAUAAUAUGCUUAAUUUGCAACAGACUUUCAAGAGUACACAUUGGUCAGUUCAAUAUUGCUCACUUGGAUAGUGAAUCAAUACAAUGUUAACCAGUAAUGAAAGCUGGAAUUUCCUGUUAAAAUUAGAUGUACCAUCCAGAUGUCAGGAUUAUUGGGAAUCCAUUAUACUAAUUUUCCAGUAAUGCACUAGUAUGUGGUAUUGUAUGUAGAGGCCUUAUUUGACAGGUGACUCCAUAAAACUGCACAGAAAUGUCAAUAUGCAUGUCCAUGUUUUUGAUGUUUAUAAAAGUGACAUAGCUUUCAUACCCAGAAGUAUGAUACUGAAUAAUGUGUGUAUGACUAGCAAUAGUCUUGAUGGAAAGGAAGGUUAUUUUAGUAAUGACAGCAGCAAAAAAAUCCCAGGAAAAGUGUAGUCAGUUGUGACAGGAAAAGUUAAUCAUGUUAAAGCAUAAAGAGGAUAAUUUCUUUAAAUCUCUUGAAUGCACAGUUGUUUUGAUUAAUAGCAAUUUCCACUGCAAAUACUGUUUGUUCUUUUAAUUUGGAAUUAGAUUUUUUUUUUUUAACUUCUGUAUUGUUAAAGAAGGGAAACAUUUUUGGAAAAAUAUGUAAAUUAAUCCCAAAGUCUUACGUGUGUUUAAAUGUACCAUUCCUAAUAAAAUAAAACUUUUUUCUGGCUUA